AUGUUUCAUACAAUAUUAUAUAUCUUAUCGACAUCCUCUGUCCUCACGUGCUACACUUUAUCAAAAUUAGAAUAUAAACACAAUCCAGCAGUGAAAUUACUUCAGGAAUAUAUUCGAAUAGAUACACAAGGAUUGAAAAAUACAGACUUGGUAGUGGAGUUCUGGAAGCGUCAAGCAGCUGAAUUGAACAUACAUUUUUCUGUGUACGAACCGGCUGGGCUGCCAAUAUGCGUGCUCACACUGAAAGGAAGACAACCAAACCUAUCCAGUAUAAUGCUUAACUCGCACUCUGAUGUCGUCCCUGUUAAUGAUGAAGAAUGGACCUAUUCCCCUUUUGAGGGUUAUAUUGAUAAUAAUGGAGAUAUGUAUGGUCGUGGAACACAAGAUACGAAGGGUGUUACUAUUCAAUACAUUGAAGCAAUUCGAAAAAUACUUCAUAGUAAUGUUACUUUGGAGAGGACAGUGCAUUUGACUAUUAUGCCAGAUGAAGAAAUUGGUGGAUUUAAGGGUAUGGUGCCGUUUAUAGAGACGGAAGAAUUUAAAUCAUUAAAUGUUGGAUUUGUAUUGGAUGAGGGCUUAACAUCAUCAAGUAAUGUUAUGUAUGCUACAUAUUGGGAUAAGAGACCGUGGCAAGUAGAAUUUAAUAUUCGAGGCGGAGGUGGUCACGGAGCAACAAUAUCUGAUGGAAGUGCUGCAGAGAGACUUCAAACUCUCAUCAACUUGGCCAUGGAGUAUAGACACCAACAAUUGAAUAUUGCAAGAGCAAACGAUCCUUUAGAUUAUGGAUGUUAUACUACUACAAAUAUAAAUAUCGUUAAGGGUGGAAUCGCUGCUAAUGUUAUUCCUACAGAAAUAUCAGUAGUGCUAGACAUGAGGCUAUCUACUUCUACAAACGUGGAUGAUUUUCAAUCAAUGUUGGAUAGUUGGUUGGCGAGUUUGGGCCCCAACUCUACGAUACAAUACAUAAGGAGAAUGGAACACUCUGCAGCUACCGCAGUAGAUGAUUCAAAUCCAUACUGGAUAGCGAUGUCUGAUACUUUGAAAGAUUUAAAUAUCACUUUGACGCCAGUUGUAUGCCCAGCUACUUCGGAUAUGGUAUCUGUGAGAAGGAAAGGCAUCCCAGCUAUCGGAUUUUCUACUAGAACGAAUAUGAUCUCUAAAUUGCACGACGUUGAUGAAUACAUCUCAUUAGAUGUGUUUCUUAAAGGUAUCGACGUUUACGUCGCGCUCAUCAAGCGACUAGCGAACCUUUCAGAA
This is a messenger RNA of Brenthis ino (lesser marbled fritillary), 1257 nucleotides long. The record is from the annotation of a GenBank genome assembly. Lineage: Eukaryota; Metazoa; Arthropoda; Insecta; Lepidoptera; Nymphalidae.